Messenger RNA from Uranotaenia lowii, 1898 nucleotides. RefSeq lists its product as uncharacterized. The record is from RefSeq and is a predicted model, not a curated record. Lineage: Eukaryota; Metazoa; Arthropoda; Insecta; Diptera; Culicidae. The transcript has 2 exons. The coding region runs from base 124 to 1725 and encodes 533 amino acids.
GUUGUGACAUCGAUUUUCAACUAUUUUAAAAACAUGCGCGAAUGCACGAGUUUUCAGUGGCAUUUUGUUUUAUAUUUAUAAGAAUAUUCCAAAGAUUAUUCAUAGUUAUUUCAGUGAAAUAAAAUGGACCUGUUCACUAAAUUAGUGGAAACCCGGGAAUCUGCCCCUAAACUUAAGGUUAAGAAAGUGUACAUUGACGAGGACCCCAAUACGGAAGAAAAAUCGCCUUGCCCCAAAUGUUGGUCCGAAAACCGGCACAGUUACGUCCGGUAUCUUUUCCUCAACCUACAGGACGCCAUUUACAAGUGUGAGGACGCCAAUUGUAUGUACCCUUUUCAAAAUUUCAAAUUCAAAAGCUAUGCUGAACGCAAAGUUUACUGUAUCGAACCGGUCCUGGAGGAACCGAUCGGAACACCAGUAUUAUCGGAUGAUUUCUUUUCGAGCUUGCCGGUCAAUCUGUCACCGGUCAAACCUGAACCGCACUCUAGUCUCACCGGUGGCGGCUCUUUGAUGCAUUUCAAUUUGGACUUCCUGUCGCCAGACCGGAACCGAUCUAAAGCAGUGCCUUGUCGGAAAACACCAGACAAAGGGGAUAUCAACAUUUUCGAUAGUCCUUCGUUGAGUUACACGAGUCUAGUUAAAGAUUUUGAUACCGCAUUCAUAGACGAUAUAUUGCAAGAAAUUGGACAAGGCUCAGUUGCGGAGAAGAAACAGAAAAGCCCGGUUUUCAAAGCGCCGCUACCCACGCGGCCUCCUACUGCAGGACGGCAGUUGAAACGUUGCCUGAAAAUAUUUGAAAACAAGAAUUUCAACCAACCAACUGAGAAUGAAGAAAGCACAUUCAAAAUUCCUCGGCUUCCUGGGGGAGAAUCCGUAUCGUCAACGGAAAUAAAACGCAACAAAUCGCCAUCUACCAAAAAGCGGAAGAAGUCUCAUUCUGAAUCGAAUCGUAGCUCAUCUGGGUCUAUCGUCGAGAAUCUAAAACCCUUAGUAACACAGAGUAUUACUGCGAUGAAACAAGAAGCUAGUACGAUAACACAAGAUAUUCGCGUAAUAGACACUCCGCCAAAUGCUCAAACUUCAAAAGCAGGGACUAAUCAACUUGCCAAAAAUUUAAAAGUCGAACGGAUGCUGAACUUUAUCGAACGGAGCAUGAAGAACAAAAAGCUUCCAGAACCAAUAAAUGUCCAGCCACUUCGACCAAAGCCGAAAAAACAAAAACCCAAGCGAAAAAAAUGUAACCUAAGCGAUAAAGUGAUGAAAUUCCAUCGGCGGUACAAUCUGUCGGCGGCUGCUGCCGUUUUACAGGACAGUGACUUCGAAUACAGUACCACGGAUGACGAUGAGGAAGAGUCCACCACUACCAAUGAUGAUACCGACAGUUUCGAUAUCGAUGGGAACGAUGGAACCGACAACGAUUAUCCCCACACGGAAUCAUCGAAUGAGUCGAACACUUCCUCUGUAUUGCCAGCUGAAAAUCAAACAUCCGUUAAUUCGUUACCUUCGUUCAAUGAUUUGUUCAAUUCCAUUCAUAAAAUGGAUCCGAUAGCUGGGUUUCCACAACUACAACAACAACAACAACAGCAGCAGCCGGCUCUGCUGCUGAGCAAAUCUGCCGGAUGUUCUCCUAUCCGAAUGGUGCCGGCGGCCGACAGUGAACAGUGGAUGCACACUCCUCCUCGACGGAUCCAUAGUAUGGAAUCGUUGAUCAGUUUGCUGGACUAGUACAAGUUUCCUUAAAUAAAAUUACUAUAAUUCCUACCGUUACUUGAAACUUGCUCAAUAAUCCGUUGGUAUGUCACAUUUUUUUUCCAUUUGAAUUUACAUAAAAUGCUAAGAAGAUGUUUCUUGGAAAUCUAAAUUGAAUUGAAAAUAAAACUUGAAGUAAAACUCCAUUU